GGGGGGGGGUCCUAAGAGUCAGUCUGGAAAUUCUGCUAUUGUAGGUUUGAUUCGGUUAUUGAAAACGAAAAUUAUAGGCAACAGGUGGAAUAUUUAGACUUUCUGUGUCAUCUUUACUGGAUGGAAAUUUACCUGGCAGCUUUCCAUUUGCUUCAGGAGGAAGACGACCAAGUGUGGACCAGCUAACUGAUUGGGCUUUGUAUAAAAGGAAAUCCCACACAGAGUGACACAGCAGUUGCACGAGAGACGGAGACCCAGUGAAUUGUUUCGACAUUGGUCUAAUGCAUGAAUACUGUACCAAAUUAGAAGGACCACAUAUAGAAGGCUGCUAACUGCACUUUAGAUACGAAACUGCCAAUGGAGGCUGAUUACCGACGACCACAGGUUUACACUGUGGGGACAAACCUGAAUCUUUCUCGUAAUCCCAUGGGCACAAUGCGCCCGGCAAUUGCACCAAGGCAAAAGAAGCCAACGAGGGACUGGCAGAAAGUGUGUACUGUUGUCAUUCUGAUCCUGACGUUAGUAAUAUUGGCAUGUCUGCUACUUGGAACAAUCUACAUCAUAGAGCUCAGAAUGGAAUUCAAGAAAAUCCAAAAGGAUCAAGAAGAGCAAAGCUCACAAGCAAAGAUGGUUGGAGCUCCAAUUGUUAAGAAACAGACCACGGUUGCUGCACACCUCACAGGAAUGUACUCCGCCAAGAGUUCAAGCACACUCCUAUGGGAUGCCAAUAAGGACAAUGCCUUCACAAGUGGCUUACAUUACAAAGAAGGUUCGUUGAUCAUUAGCGAAGCUGGCUACUUCUUAAUUUACUCCAAAAUCUACUUCCGAGGCACAGAAUGCAAACCAGACACAGUGCUGCAACAGAAUGUGCUCAAGCGAACUGAUCGCUAUCCAGUAGCUCUUCGUCUAAUGACUGUCAGUAGCAACUUGCACUGUGCUGAGAAGGAAAAUUUGUGGUCAAGAAAUAGUUUUCAAACAGGAGUAUUUAAAUUAUCCAAAGGCGAUCGUAUAUUAGUGAAUGUGUCAAAUCCAGAAUUAGUUAAUUUUGAUCAGUUUCACACUUUUUUCGGAUUACAUAAGCUUUAGUUUCUGCUGAUUACUUUUAAUUCCUCCUGUGCCUAUGGAUCAUAGGUCUGUUCACCUGAGUAAGCUUUUAAGUUAUUUUCUUCAUAUGAUAUUGUCAAUGAAAUGUUAUGCCUUGGUCAAGCAUGUAGUGCAAUCUGAUAGAAUGUAUAUUGAUAAGGGUGAGGAUAAACAUUAUAUUUGAAAAUAACAUUUACAGUUAUGUGAUAUUGAUGUAUAGUACUUAUUGCAUUUUGAAAAUUUCAUCUUGUCAAGCAUUUGCUUCGAUAUGAAUGUAUUUGCAUAUUUGGAAUUGGAAUCUUAUACAGAGAUAAGAAGAAACACUGCAAGUUUAAUUUUAUUGGCCACAACAAUGUUAGCAAGGCAUUGUGAAAUAUUAACUGUGUAUUAAGUGAGUAUGAAUUGAAAAUAUAACAUAAAAAUGGAAA
This is a messenger RNA of Mobula hypostoma (lesser devil ray), 1511 nucleotides long. Its product is annotated as tumor necrosis factor ligand superfamily member 6-like. Bases 358 to 1086 code for a protein of 242 amino acids. The record is from RefSeq and is a predicted model, not a curated record. Gene Ontology annotation, cellular component: membrane. Gene Ontology annotation, molecular function: tumor necrosis factor receptor binding. NCBI's taxonomy places the organism in Eukaryota, Metazoa, Chordata, Chondrichthyes, Myliobatiformes, Myliobatidae. The transcript is spliced from 4 exons. Gene Ontology annotation, biological process: immune response; extrinsic apoptotic signaling pathway via death domain receptors; positive regulation of canonical NF-kappaB signal transduction.